Messenger RNA from Ectocarpus siliculosus, 994 nucleotides. The record is from the annotation of a GenBank genome assembly. Lineage: Eukaryota; Phaeophyceae; Ectocarpales; Ectocarpaceae.
AUGGUGGCUCAACGGCUGGCUCUAGACUUUCCGGCCAAGGUCGAUCGGAUGGUGCUCCUGAGCAGCCUCGCCAAACCGGACCUGACACCCGUCGUCCGAUUCAAGGUGGAAAAACACGAGCCCCGUUGGGCGAAGCGCGUGUUCCUGAAGGAGGCCAGCUUCGCCCAUCACUGGUCCGUCAUGGCCAGGACCAAGAUAGCCCUCUCCUUCGACACAACGGAUGAGCUCAAGGACAUCAAGACGGGCGCCCUGGUUCUUUAUGGCGAAGACGACACCUUCACCGCAACCGGGGCUCAGCAGCUGCUGGACGGCAUCGAGGGAUCGAAGACCCUGGGACUGCCGGGAGGACAUCUUUGCCAUAUCACCAGCCCGAAGACAUUCUCGAAGAUUGGGCUACCAAUGAUGUUGCUAAUUUUUGGUUUGGUAUUGUUGUUCGCUUGGAGCAAGCUGUGUUGUGGAGCAGCUUCGGCAUUUUUUUGUUGACGAGCACCCGGGUCUGUUUGAUGGAAUAAAGCGCCUGCUCCGUUCAUGAAAGAAAAAAUUGAAGGGCGUGGUGCGCCAAUGGCUACAUGCACCAAAGGGCAGACUGUUCGGCAUCUCUAGCCUGUGAGCGCCGUGCUGUAGGACCGACAUGCCGUAUACGACACAAGAUAACACACCCACUGGAGCGAUUUUCAAUGCUCGACUACGCCACGACGAAGAAGAUGAGAAAACAAAAACGAUACAUUUUCGGAAAGCUCUCGACAAGACGGCUUCAACGCCGCCGUUAUUGGCGAUGUGGCUCUUUCUUCUGCUGAGAAAUCGAGCUUUGAAAAUCGGUCCAGGGGGUGUCUUAUCUUGUGUCGUAUACGGCAUCUGUGUUGAUGUUUUUGAAUUUCUGCAGUCAGUGAGUGACGCUCGUGUGACGUUUGCCGGGGAGUGAGCGUGUUUGACAUUUGUUGCUCGGGGACGUGCUGUAGCCAAUGGAGGAGGUGAUAAUGGAUUGUGCUAUCUG